AUGAGCAAAUCCACGAGUGUUAACCCAGAUUUACAAAGAGAAAGGGAAAAAUGCACCUUUAACAUAACAGAACUUACUAAUUUGUUGGAUGGCGGCCCACAUAUAACUGAGGAAAGGAAAAGAAGAGAGACGAUGGUACUGAAUGAAGGAAUCCACAUCGAGGAGGUUCCUUCAGAAUACUUGAGUCACAAGGAGAAGUAUGAGCUAGCUGUGAAGAAAGCAUGUCUCAUGUUCAAGUUGAUACGCAGACUCCAGGAGGAAGAGAACGCUGGCAUGGAGAGCUUUAGAGCAUUCCUCGGCGGUACCCUCGGUUCAGCUAUCCUGCAGGACGGGUCUCCUCUUACGCUCCACUACGUUAUGUUCAUACCGACGCUGAUGGGGCAGGCCACCGUGGAACAGCAGGCCUACUGGAUCGGCAGGGCUUUCAACCUUGACAUCAUUGGCACCUAUGCACAGACGGAACUCGGCCAUGGUACUUUCAUCCGUGGGCUGGAGACGACAGCUACUUACGACGCCAAGACCAAGGAGUUUGUACUACACAGCCCCACGCUCACAGCUUACAAAUGGUGGCCUGGAGGAUUGGCCCAUUCAGCCAACUACUGCAUAGUGAUGGCCCAACUAUACACCAACGGCCAAUGCCACGGCAUCCACCCAUUCAUCGUCCAACUGAGAGACGAAGAAACUCACAUGCCACUCAAAGGCAUCAAAGUUGGCGAGAUUGGCGCCAAGCUUGGCAUGAACGGCACCAACAAUGGCUUCCUUGGCUUCGAACACGUCAGAAUACCUAGGGAGCAUAUGCUUAUGAAGAAUUCUCAGGUUUUGGAAGACGGAACAUACGUCAAGUCUCCUAGCUCCAAACUAACGUACGGCACAAUGAUGUUCGUCCGAGUGGUCAUUGUGAAAGACAUGUGCAACUACAUCGCCAAGGCCGUUACCAUAGCAACGCGGUACUCAGCCGUCAGGAGGCAGUCGCAGCCAAAACCAGAUGAGCCUGAGCCUCAGAUCCUGGACUACUUAACGCAGCAACACAAGCUGAUGGUGGGCAUCGCCACCGCGCACGCCUUCCAACUCAGCGCUGACUGGAUCUGGAACAUGUACAACAAUGUCACCGCUGAACUUGACGCGGGAGACUUGGAGCGAUUGCCUGAAUUGCACGCGCUGUCGUGCUGCCUGAAGGCGAUGACGACGGCGGAUGCGGCGGAGUGCGUGGAGCGGUGCCGGCUGGCGUGCGGCGGGCACGGGUACAUGCUGGCGUCCAACCUGCCGCACACGUACGGGCUCGUCACCGCCGCCUGCACCUACGAGGGGGAGAACACCGUGCUCCUGCUGCAGACGGCCAGAUACCUAGUAAAGACGUGGCAACAAGCCCAGGGCGGUAACUCCCUGCCCCCGACGGUGGCGUACCUGUCCCGCGUGGGCGCCGGGCGACGCGUGCCGCCGUGGGACAACUCCAUCGAAGGCAUCAUACAUGGGUUCCAACUCGUUGCUGCCGGUAAGAUCGCAUUGUGCGUGGCGAACAUCGAGAAACGCCAGAAGGGUGGCAUGUCGUAUGAAGAUGCGUGGAACAUGACUUCUGUGCAACUAACACAGGCUUCCGAGGCGCACUGUCGCGCGUUCAUCCUGUCCUCGUACUUCGAGGAGACGGAGCGGCAGGUGAAGGGAGUCUCGCCACAACUACGUGAAGUGUUACUGCAACUAGUAGACCUCUACGUCGUCUACUGGGCGCUGCAGAGGAUCGGGGACCUGCUCAGGUUCACAUCAAUUUCUGAGCGUGAUAUUGAGAAGCUGCAACAUUGGUACGAGGAGCUGCUUACGAAGCUGCGACCUAACGCAGUCGGCCUCGUCGAUGCCUUCGACCUACGGGAUGAGAUUCUGCACUCUGCCCUGGGUGCGUACGACGGUCGCGUGUACGAGCGUCUGAUGGAGGAGGCGCUGAAGAGUCCUCUGAAUGCGGAACCAGUCAACCAGAGCUUCCACAAGUACCUCAAGCCGUUCAUGCAGGGGAAACUGUGA
Molecule: messenger RNA, 2013 nt
Organism: Spodoptera littoralis (African cotton leafworm)
Lineage: Eukaryota; Metazoa; Arthropoda; Insecta; Lepidoptera; Noctuidae
Source: the annotation of a GenBank genome assembly